AUGUUAACUGAACCCAACCAAAUGAUGUGCUCCUUCAUGGGCAAUUUUUUUGUCAGCGAGGGCAGGCAGGGCAAUGUUCUCAGAGUGCUCGCCAAGGGUCGCGUACCCGAUUUAGAUAUUAUAUCAAUAAUGCAAAACAUUUUUUGCGGACGCUUCUAUGACGAGGGUCGUCUUAUUGCCUUAGGUGGCGUUCUUAGGAUGAGGAAUGGACGAGUGGCACAAAACGUUAUGGCAGAACAAUAUCCGCCGCGGGUGUUAUCAUUUAUCGAUCUCGCUAGAUCGUUUCAAUGUCACGACAUAGAACUUGAAUCAGAUCUAAUAGCUGUUGGUACAAUUAUUAACACAGAACCGGAAAUAUUGUCCGAAGAACUGCGUUAUGGUUCUCCUCUGCCGAAGAGGCAUCAUCAAUUCCACAGUUUUUCCAAUUACGGAGCAGGCGGGCAGUUUGUUAACGAUAUCACAAAGGACACGAUCGAGUAUGAAGGAUAUUUCAAUUUAGCGAGCAAAAAUUAUAUGUGGGAUUGA
Temnothorax curvispinosus is the source of this 525-nucleotide messenger RNA. RefSeq names its product ester hydrolase C11orf54 homolog. Gene Ontology annotation, cellular component: nucleus. The record is from RefSeq and is a predicted model, not a curated record. The coding region runs from base 1 to 525 and encodes 174 amino acids. Gene Ontology annotation, molecular function: zinc ion binding; hydrolase activity, acting on ester bonds. The transcript has 3 exons. Lineage: Eukaryota; Metazoa; Arthropoda; Insecta; Hymenoptera; Formicidae.